AAAAAAUCUUAAAUUUUGUUAAAUCUAACGUGUCCUUUUGGAUCUGUUCUCCUCUCGUUGUUUGCCCUGCUGCCAAGUUGGUGAAGCUCUCUCCAGACAUCCUCCAAAUCCCCCGAGUACAAAUUGUCAGGGUUUUUCUUCUUUCUUGGUCUGAUUGCUGGCUUGUCGAUCACUUGUGGAUCGAUCAAUGGAAACGGGAGAAAUGGGUCUUGUGGAAUUGUUCGGCUAUGACAAAGAAUUAAGUUUAAUUCCUCCCCCAGUAUCAUCGGAAAAUUGCGGUUGGCAAGAUAAUGAACGCGAGGACAUGACGGAAGAGGAAUACUGCUCCUACAGGGAUCAAGUUUUGAAGACCGAUGGCUUUGAUGUUGACCGCAUUCCUGGCGUCUCUUGUUUCCACCAAAUUGAACCAUGCAACUUGGAUGAUAAGAGUUGGGAUUACGAAGGGUAUUCGUGGCUUGCAAUCAAGGAAUACAACUUUCGCUUCAAGGAUGCAAAUGCAGGGUUGGAGUUUGUGAAGGUGCUGAAGGCAAUGGCUCAGGGUGCCAACGUAAUUAGGUUUUAUUUAACCCUUGAGGCUAGGGAUCUUGCUGAUGGAGGCAAGACUAAGAUCUAUCAAGCUGUGGUAUUAUCGGGGGUAACUGAGGAUACAGUGUCAUCCUUUAGGCUAAAACCUCCUGAACAUGAGGAAGGUUUUAGUCAUGGAAAAGAAUGGUUUUGGGAAGAUCAUCUUUGCAGUGGUCUGAUAUGUUGAGCUUGACCAGAAGACUUUUCAGGGGUGUCAAGGUCACGGAGUUUAAGAUGGUUGUUAGAAAGAUGAUUUGUGUAAGCUAAAUGCAAAGACAAUUUUUCAGUGUUUACUUAGUCGUUGGAAUGUUGGUAUACUAUUGGUUGCUUGAUUUUGUUUGCAAGACUGGUUUAAUCGUAUGUGGGUAGUUGCAAUGUAUGGCACCUCUAGAACUCCUUCGCGCCACCGUAUAAGCAUUCUCUGGUUUGUAUCGUGGGUUGAAAACCACAAUUUUCUCUCUUCAUAAUUAAUCGGGCUAGGCCAUGUUUCGUUAUGAUCUCAAUCAGAAGACUUGAAUACUACAUUGUAGUUGCACUUGCAGCCGAUCAAGGUUGAUGGGGGCACUUAUUUUUUCAUGUUUCGGAAAAUCAUAGACUCGCAAUUCCCUUGGCUUUGAAA
Molecule: messenger RNA, 1183 nt
Organism: Juglans regia (Persian walnut)
Lineage: Eukaryota; Viridiplantae; Streptophyta; Magnoliopsida; Fagales; Juglandaceae
Exons: 6
Coding region: 188-751 (187 amino acids)
Source: RefSeq, a predicted model, not a curated record